This is a messenger RNA of Sphaeroforma arctica JP610, 1966 nucleotides long. RefSeq lists its product as hypothetical. Gene Ontology annotation, biological process: retrograde transport, endosome to Golgi. The annotation marks the transcript as partial. The record is from RefSeq and is a predicted model, not a curated record. NCBI's taxonomy places the organism in Eukaryota, Ichthyosporea, Ichthyophonida. The transcript is spliced from 9 exons. Gene Ontology annotation, cellular component: trans-Golgi network.
AGCAAGAAGAACUCGGGUACAGAAAGCGCACCCUUGCCCUAUAUAGUGUUGGAUGUACGGUCCGCCCAGGACUUGCAGCAGGGACGGCUUCCUACCGCAAUACAUGUGGACGUUGAUCUGCUGAUGGAGAACCCUGACGAGUUUCACAAGCGAAUGGCCAUGUUUGGCGAGAUGGGGGAUGAACACAUCUGUGUGUAUGGGUCGUCUACUGAAGAAUCGAAUACGCGAAUGGUCAUCAGCUACUUCUUGCAACGCAAUAUAAAGCACGUGAGUUGUUUGUCCGGCGGUUAUCGCGCUAUUCACGAUCUCUUCAAGGAGACGGGCUUUGUGGAGAUUGCCGACCACAAUGCUGAAGCUUGCACGGUAUGCAACCCCAAUGCGAUCGCUUCGCCGUCGCCCGACAGCCGUUCGCAUUCUAGGACGUUCUCAUUCGACAGCAUCCGUGCUUCGUUAAGGAGGAAAUCUGAUGUGCCACUCGCGAAGGCUAUGCUUAAAGAUGAUAAAGAAUCAGAGAAACCGCCAGUGUCGGUUAAAGCAAAUGAAAGUUGGUCGUCAUUCUUCCAGAGAGGGAAACAAACUCUAAGUAAUAUUGGGAAGGAUAAGAAUGGCGAUACGCACGUGCAAACCAGCCGACAGUCAUCCGUGGCGAGUAAUAGGGGACCGUUUGGUAUCGGCGGUUCAGAUGAGGAUAGCGAUGGCUCCGAUGUGGAGGGAGAAAACCUUAAUUCGAUGCGUAAGAUAAAUAUAGAGGAUAAUAUGGACGACAUUGGCGCCAUCAGCUCAUUCCAGUGCGAAGAAAUGGCGCCGCGCAACCGGAGAAUCGCCAGUGUCCUCGUGGUGUCGGAGAGUGCCUUCUAUGUGUUGCGCACGCCGGCUCAGACACAUCCGGUGGCUUACGUCAAGGAGUCCUUUCCGCUUUGGACCCUUACGAAGAUAACUGCCAACAAGAAAGAUGCUGACCUCUUGACCUUUGUGUUCAAAAUAGAAAGGGACGGCAUACAAACAACACAGCCUAGGCGAUUUUUGCUCAAGAACAGCCGCACAGUAUCGCAGACGAUUGGCAAGUUGGUUCUCGCGAACGUACGCCAACGACAAAGGCGCCAUACUUUACCACUGCAAGAGUACAUGCAGAAUGUACAGAGCGUGAGUGCGAAAGGAGAUACACACAGCCAAGAAGUAGCAGGUACGAGCCAAUCGGCACCGAUUGAAAACGGAGAUAAGCCACAGCACGAUAUAUCUGAAGAGGAUAACGCGACGAUACCCAGCGUAGUGGACCAGCGUGCGACCGGGGAUAUGCAGCUGCCGUCACACAGUAUAGGGAGUGAUGAAGAUUAGGUCCAGAAUAAAAUACCAAUGACGAACCCUUGCGAAUGAUGUGUGAUGUACGGACGGUGUGGAAUUUGGCGUAUUGUUGACAAGGAGUGGGAAGACCUAAAACAUCCACCAGUCUGAUACUUACGUAAGCGUAAAAAGGAAAUGAUUCCAGAUCAGCAAGUGUUACAAAGAUGUUAACUGUGAUGAAAGGUAAUGGGGGCUAACAAGCAAUAUAUUACAAACAGGAACAAGAAACGUGUUUCUCGUCAGGGAAUCUAUAUGAUGAACUUUCGUGCAUCAGACCACUCGAAAACGCCCUUUCGCUGGUGAAUACGUAGGUUCAUACCAGUUGAUAAGGAAAUAUGAUGAGGCGUGAUGGAACCUCUCGUCCCGGGAGAUUCACACUAUACGAAGUAAAAGCGUACUGUCACAACGAUAAUCUGUACAAAAGCAAGUGCAUCAGUUAACCAUUGCCUUGCGUAGGGCUCAUAGCUUUUAUUCGAGAUGUAUGUACCACCCAAGUGGAUAACGACCACUAACGACUUAUCGCUAGUAAAUCAACUUUACAUGUUUCUCUGUUGGACAAACACAUAGACGAAAAAAGGGAAUAACUCAAAAGCAGGUAUCAAGUAUCUAUGAAUUAAAAAAUCGG